Osmia bicornis bicornis is the source of this 2336-nucleotide messenger RNA. RefSeq names its product heparan-alpha-glucosaminide N-acetyltransferase-like. The coding region runs from base 383 to 2119 and encodes 578 amino acids. The transcript has 12 exons. Lineage: Eukaryota; Metazoa; Arthropoda; Insecta; Hymenoptera; Megachilidae. The record is from RefSeq and is a predicted model, not a curated record.
UUUGUUUCUCUACAUAAUAGACAAAUUACGCAAUUUUGAUACCCGUGACCGCAAAUUAAUCAGUCGUAUUUGCGUCAUUAUCCUAGAAAUUUGACGUCUAAAUUGUAUUCAUUUCCAGCAGAAAGUUAUUUCGUUCAAGCGGAAGUGCAUUGUAUUUAUGUACGACUUGUGAUUGUUUUUCUCGAUUAUAUCGUAAUUUCAAUGAUUCGUUGACAUUUGAUCGGUAAAUCAAUCAGUCGAAUUGAGUCGAAUGUAAUUGCUGUUUUGAAACGAACAGAUAAGAUAUGAAUUCACCUUGUAUUUUAUGGAGAGGAUCCUAUGAACACAUGUAAAAAGUAUUAUCUGUUGUGUAAAUAUAAUUGUUUGCAACAAGUUGCUCAAGAUGACAAAUAAUAUUCUGAAUCCUUGUAUUAAUACAAAUGUCUCGCUUGGAAUAGAUGAAGCAUGUCUUAGUAUUUUAAAUUUGUAUUAUUAUCCUGUCAUCUGUUAUUCCAUAGCAUGGGAUGCAUACUGGGGUACUGGUAUGCCAAUGGCCAAUUUAGCACCUUCAACAAAUACAAGUCUGGUAAUAUCCACAAAAUACCCGUUGCACAUUUACUAUAAAACAACUGAAUCUAAUAGAACCUAUGAAUAUUGUCACACCACAUAUACCUUCAAAGAACAUGGUAGUUAUAGAUGGAAUGUAACAGGUGGUCCUCACUGUCCUGAGAUUGAUAUCAUACGUGAACCAAUAGAAAGCUAUUUGCCAAUUUUUGCAGCAUUUAUGGUGUAUACUUUAUUAGCAAUUAUAUGGACAACAUCAAAGGUGAUUAUAAGAGUAAUAAGAGGCAGAUUAUCACCUGAAAAUGUACAAGAUGAUUUGGAUAGACUUCAGGAAUCAGAAAGCACAACUCAUCCAGUAAUUAGAACUACAAAAGCUAGUACUAGAAUAAGAUCAGUGGAUACGUUCAGGGGAAUUUGUAUACUGCUAAUGAUAUUUGUCAACAAUGGCGGUGGAAAAUAUGUUUUCUUUAAUCAUAGUGCAUGGUUUGGACUUACUGUAGCAGAUUUAGUACUUCCCUGGUUUGCAUGGAUUAUGGGUAUGACAAUAACAAUAUCAAAGCGUGCCGAGCUCCGUGUAACAGCUUCGCGCCUAAAAAUAACAUUACGUUGUGUUCGUCGAUCGCUAAUAUUAAUAUUCCUUGGACUGAUGUUAAAUUCAAUGAAUUUAAUUCAAAAAAUUCAAUUAAAAUCUUUGAGCGAUCUUCGUUUUCCUGGAGUACUUCAAUUACUAGCUGUAUCCUACUUCGUAUGCUCCACGCUGGAAACAAUUUUCAUGAAACCUCAUUCACAAGAUACCUUACUCCAGUUUGGACGUUUCGCUUCGUUCCGAGAUAUCUUGGAUAGUUGGCCCCAAUGGUUGAUUAUGGCAGGCAUUGUAACUACCCAUACUCUUAUUACGUUCCUUCUGCCUGUACCUGGUUGUCCAAAAGGCUACUUUGGACCCGGAGGAGAGUAUGAUCAUCGAGGAAAAUACGCGAAUUGUACCGCUGGUGCAGCUGGUUAUAUAGAUAGGACUAUUUUUGGAAAUCAUACGUACUCCAAGACAAUGAAUGAUAUGUAUGGUCAAAUUUCACGUUACGAUCCUGAAGGAUUAAUGAAUACUAUAUCAGCAAUAUUUAUUGUUUAUCUGGGUGUUCAUGCUGGUAAGAUUUUAUUAAUGUAUUAUCAGUAUAAUGGUAGAGUGAUUAGAUGGUUUCUAUGGGCAGUAUUAACGGGUAUUAUUGCUGGAAUCUUAUGUGGUUUUUCCAAGUUUAAUGGAGUAAUUCCAGUUAGCAAAAGAAUGAUGACCUUGUCGUUCGAUUUGACCUGUUCCAGUUUUGCUUUCUUAUUAUAUGCAAUUUUGUACACUCUUGUUGAUUACAAACAAGUUUGGGGUGGAGCUCCAUUUAUUUAUGCGGGAACAAACCCAAUUUUUCUUUAUGUGGGUCACAUUUUAACAAAAGAUUUGUUCCCAUGGGCAUGGAAAUUAGCUCAUCCUUCACACGCAUCUCUUCUUGCUAUGAAUUUAUGGACGACAACUUUGUGGGCAAUAGUCGGGUAUCUUCUUUAUCGAAAGGACAUUAUUAUAACUAUAUAAAAACAUAAGUAUGUAUUAAGGUAUUAUACAUUUAUGACUACUUCUCGAAAUGUAAAGUCGCACUAGUAUAAACAAAAGUAUAUAAAAGAACAGUGCGUUAUAUUUAAUAAUGCUGUUAACAUUAACGAAUAUGUAAUGAUAUUAUUGAUUUGAGCUUUAAAUAAUUACUUUAAACGUUGUAUUUUAUUUUUAUAAAUAAACAUGACAAAUAAUUUAA